Messenger RNA from Closterium sp. NIES-67, 419 nucleotides. NCBI's taxonomy places the organism in Eukaryota, Viridiplantae, Streptophyta, Zygnematophyceae, Desmidiales, Closteriaceae. The record is from the annotation of a GenBank genome assembly.
AUAAGUACCGCAAAAAAGAAACUUGUCUACACUUCAAAACACAGGAAUACAGAGAGAGAGAGAGAGAGAGAGAAGAGAGGAGAGAGAGAGAGAGAGAGGAGAGAAGAGAGAGAGAGAGAGAGAAGAGAGAGGAGAGAGAGAGAGAGAAGAGAGAGAGAGAGAGAGAGAGAGGGAGAGAGAGAGGAGAGAGAAAGAGAGAGAAGGAGAGAGAGAGGAGAGAGGGAGAGAAGAAGAGAGAGGAGAGAGAGAGAGAAGAGAGAGAGAGAGAGAGAGAGAGAGAGAGAGAGAGAGAGAGAGAGAGAGAGAGAGAAGAGAGAAGAGAGAGAGAGAGAGAGAGAGGAGAGAGAGAGAGAGAGAUAGAGACAUUGAGAGAGAUAUAGAGAGAGAUAGGGAGUAACGUGAGAUUGAAGAAGAGUAUU